GCGUGGUCCGUCUUUAGCUAGACCCGGCCGGGCGCUGGGCUGAUUCAUUCGGGGGCUGGAGCUAGGAACGUCGACGUCGGCUCCGGCGCUGGGCUCAGCCUCACUCCCAAUUGGCUGGGCCUCCGGGCCGCCCUCCUCCGCGCGCCACCCCUGGGUUCCCUUCUCAGUCCGCAAUAGAGCCACUGCCCUCUCCCUUCUUGACCCCUGGCCCUUCCUCCCCUUCUUCCCUCCCUACCGCUGCCGCUGUCGCUUCUGGCGCCGCUGCUCCCGGAGGAGCUCCUGGCUCGGUGAUGGGGUCCCGGGCCUCCACGUUACUGCGGGACGAAGAGCUCGAGGAGAUCAAGAAGGAAACUGGCUUUUCCCACAGUCAGAUCACCCGCCUCUACAGCCGGUUCACCAGCCUGGACAAAGGAGAGAAUGGGACUCUCAGCCGGGAAGACUUUCAGCGGAUUCCAGAACUUGCCAUCAACCCACUGGGGGACCGGAUCAUCAAUGCCUUCUUUCCAGAGGGAGAGGACCAGGUAAACUUCCGAGGAUUCAUGAGGACCUUGGCUCAUUUCCGACCCAUUGAGGAUAAUGAAAAGAGCAAAGAUGUGAAUGGACCAGAACCACUCAACAGCCGAAGCAACAAACUGCACUUUGCUUUUCGACUGUAUGACUUGGAUAAAGAUGACAAGAUAUCCCGUGAUGAACUGUUACAGGUGCUACGCAUGAUGGUCGGAGUGAAUAUCUCAGAUGAGCAGCUGGGCAGCAUCGCAGACAGGACCAUCCAGGAGGCUGAUCAGGAUGGGGACAGCGCCAUAUCUUUCACAGAAUUUGUUAAGGUUUUGGAGAAGGUGGACGUAGAACAAAAAAUGAGCAUCCGAUUUCUUCACUAAAGGACUGAGACCAAACUGUUCCUUGCUUUCUAGUAUUUAAGAACUGGAACUUGAAAGUCCUCCUGUCCACCAGCCCCACCUCCAUCCCAUCAUUCCCCUUCUCCCAAAGUACUACUGCUGUUGCAUGACAACCCCAAAUAUGUUCCAUCAACACAAACCUGCCUUUGGUGUAUAAACAGGGCAUUACAGAAUGGUACACCCCGUCUAAUUCUGUUCAGUAUCAUUCGCUGGAUAUCUCCAUUUCUAAAUAUCAUCUCCCCCUGUUCUGCUGCUGAAUGCCACGUGUCCAUCCAGUCUGAGAAGUGAGAGGGAUUCAUGCCAAGAACCAGCCAGCAAAGCUCUCUGACUGGAUGUGGACCGUAGCCAUGCUGCCUUCCCCCCAGCUUGGCUCUGGCAUGCUCCUUCAUCCUUUUUUUAUACGUCCUUUGCUUCCUACUUCUCUUUCACCCAAUCUACCAUUCACUUAAUCUUUCAGGGUCCCUGCUUUUUAUUAAGCUUCAGUCCCCUCUGUUCUACUUGGCACCCCAAGCUAUGCCUGUUAAAUGUAUUUCUGACUUGGCAGUAUAGUUCAGUGGUCUGGCAGUUUUUAAUCUACUUUUACUCUUAAAUGGGUCUUUGGGGUGUUGCCUCUUCAGGAGCUUUUCAGUCAAUACUUCUCUCAGAAGAAUGUCUUGACCGUCUCUUGGUCCCCUCUGCUCUGUCACCAAAGGGCUGUUUGUUGGAGAUGUUCUUGAAAGAUAAGGGUUAUAGAGACAAGUCUUCUGGGUGGCUUGCCCAGGUCGCUCUACCUCUGGCCUCCGAUUCUCAACAUACAUACCUACGUGGCUGCUCCUGUCAGUACAGUGUUGACUCUCCACAAAUUAGCCAUAUGCCUGCAGGCUUGCUUAGUUUGAGGAUGCUGUCACCACCAGAAUAGCCGCUCUGACAAUAUGCUUGUCAGCGGUGUUUUCUCAUGGCUGCUUGAACAAGGAGACUGGGCACCCUAAAAGUAUUCCCACCUCUGCAGCAUGGUUUAUGCCUCAGUGCUGUGUGCCCUGGAAUGUUUUUCACUUCACAUUUCCAAGUAGAAAGAUAAGUGCCUAACUUAUCCCAGUCCACAAGAUUUAAAGAUUGUCCUCAGUGUCUUGAGGUUUUGCACAAAAUUCUCUAUGAAUUUUACACCUGGCACAUGUUACUGCUGGAAGCCAUAGUCAGCUCCUACUACAGGUCCAAAGCAUUGAAUGUAUCGUAUCAUUAGCUGCCUGGUUACAAUGACAUCCUAGCUCCUCUCUUAGACCACUGCUAAUCCCUUAGGAACAAGGGCUCUGGCACUGGUGGCACGACCUGAGGUGGCAUUAUAGGCCUUUGCAUGAACCAGAGCAACUUCUCUGCCUAAGUCAGCUUAGUAUAGACCUCAUUGAAUCAGGCUGUUAUUAUCCUAACAUCUGUCUUUAUGAGUCUCUUCAUCCAUACAUCUGUCCUUGGCUGAUUUUCUCUGACUCAUUGCUUGCUUGCUGUUUCCUUGCUUUGGAAGGCUAUCCAAGAUGUAUACACAAUACUUUAGGAAGGGAAUUACUUUAAAAAAAAAAAAAAAAAAAAAACACUGCAAAGGGAUUAGGAAGAGUGGAGAAGAAAGAGAAGAGUGGCCAGGCUGGAUGACUCAAGUAUAAAUGACUGAGGAAUUCUUGGUGAAGUAUCAGUCUGACUUUGUGAUCAAGUGAUGUAAUAUAGGAAUUGUAUAAAAGGGAAGAAUUGUCUGACACUAGUCUGUUAGAGAGGUACUUCAGAGGCUCCUUGACCUGCAUAUUUAAAGUUCCUAAGAUUAUGGCUUUUUGCUCCUUUUGGCUGUAUAGCAAACUGUUUUAAUCCACAGUUGUGCCUUAUUGUUCCAUUAAAAUUGUAUUCUUUGAUCCAUCGAUAAAUACUUGUGGUUAAAACAAAA
Molecule: messenger RNA, 2799 nt
Organism: Balaenoptera musculus (blue whale)
Lineage: Eukaryota; Metazoa; Chordata; Mammalia; Artiodactyla; Balaenopteridae
Gene: CHP1
Product: calcineurin like EF-hand protein 1
Exons: 7
Coding region: 291-878 (195 amino acids)
Molecular function (GO): calcium ion binding
Source: RefSeq, a predicted model, not a curated record